AUGGAUGAUCCAUGGCCCGUGCGCAAAGGCGAUGAAGGGCUAACAUUGGAUUGGGGAAAUGUUGGGGCGGCGACGAUUGCGGAGUGGAGGGAGGAGGUGGUCGAGCAAGAAGAUCAUGGGCCGCAAGUAACGUGGACUCAUGAGUGGCAGUUUGCGAGUGAGAGGAACCAAGGCGUACGAUAUCACACCGUUGGCGAGCCAAACACGAUGAUCCCUGCCACUCGAGAACACGACGACUACCCCCCCCUAAACCGCGGCAUCAUCAAAACCUCCCAUAAAUACCUUCGAAAGAACCAAAAAGGCCUCUGGGCACCCCCAGAAACCAUCGACGACGACCUCGCACAAUCAAAUAUCAUCCAAGCCGUCCAAUCACAAUACGAUCCGCUGGCCGGAGAGCUAUUUGCGCUUGGACGUGCACGGCAUGUAAAGGGUAUAAAUCGGUACAAGACGUGUGUGGCAUAUGCGACGGGUCCGGCACGGUGUGAUUUGAAUUUGGCGGCUCUGGCGGAGGUUCCGCAUGUGUUUGAGAAGGAGGUGGAGAGGUCGGGGCUGUCGCUUCUCAUGCCGACGGUAGCGAAUGAUAUGAUGCCGGUGUAUCGCUUCACGUCGCCUAUUAGACAGAUUGUCUUUGCUGGUGAUGGAGUGGAGUAUAAUGAGGCGCCUCCUUACUUGGCAGUACGAUGUCAUGCGACGACUACGAUCUUUCGUGCGGUUUAUAAUCCGGCAACCCAGGAUACGAAGAAUCCGAGUUUUCUGAACAUCGUGCCUUUGUUGGAGAUUACGGCUCGAGAUACGGAUGGUGAGCAGCAUGCCAACGCUUGUUUUAAUCCGGGGUAUGAGAGACAGUUGGCUAUCGCGUCUACUUCCGGAAGUUGGGCUGUGUUCGACAUAGAAAGGAAUUGGAAUAAGAUGACGAAGACAAAGGUAGGUCGAAUACAGCUGGAGAAUGAGCAGGGUACCGGAUGGAAGAAAAUUGUGUGGGGAUCCACGCUAAACGACAUCAUUAUUGCUUCAUCAAGGUCAUGUACUCUGUUCAGCAUCCCUCCAGGAAACGACACAUCGCCAAAGGUCGUCUACGAGAUUCCAACCAAAGACCGGAAAAGAAAAGGCCAGAAAAUCCUCGAUAUCAGCUCCUCCACCCUCUCCACAAAGAAAAACCACAAAUUCAUCGUAACCACAUCCUCCCUCAUCUGGAUCGACAUCGACAAAGAGGGAUCCGCAAUGACACUUCUCUCGUGGAAACACCACCGCGACGGAGACCCGUCACUAAGCAUGGCCGUCUCCUACCUUAACGAGGUCUACACUAUCUGGAUAUACUCCAAAGCGAACCCUUUGGUCACGAACUACCUUUUUACGGAGUCCGAAGACGGCCGACCACGCAGCCUCGACGCCCCCUACGAACUCCUCAAAUCCUCCCUCUCCAGCCCCCGCCUCUUCCUCCAACCCAUCCGAGCCCCCAUCGUCUCGCGCGAACAAGUCGAGACCGAAAUGCCCGACGAGCGGCAAUACCUCGUCUUCUUCUCCAUCUCCGCUAACCUCGCAAUCCACUCCCAACUAGUCUGUACCAAACCCGAUACCGUCCCCCCCGUCCGCGGACAACGCCAAGGCCUCCGUCUCAAAGUCGCGAAAUCAACACGAUUCGUGGAGGACGACUCAGAUGAUGAAGGCAUGGAUUUAGCGGAUGAUGAGGAUAGUGAUGUCGAGGGGGACGUGUUGAGUGAUGAUGGAUUGGAGUACUGGACGGAGAGUACGCGGCGGUAUGAUUUCCGAAAUGUGUAUCAGAAAGUCUUUAAAGACACGAGUGGUCCAGAAGACGCGGUGAGAGCGGUGAGGGAGGUGGUUGACCAAGCGAGGGAAAACGCGAAGAAGGCCACCGAGGGCGACGACGCCGAUACGGGUAUUAAGACCCUCUUUGAACUCGUGCACGAAACGCCAGGCGUGCUGGAGACCGAGACACUGAGCGCACAAUUAGAGACAAUGGUCCACAUUCUCGAAGAAUCCGGAAGCAUCGAUAUCCGCUCCCUCGCUACCCGAACAUACGGGUACCCAAUCCCAGAAGAAAGCGACGAGGACGAUGAACUCGAUCCAUGGUCUGCAGCAGCCCUCCACAAGGGCAUGACAGAAGCCUGGGUCCGUCCCCUCCCUGUCUCGGUCACAGACCCACGGUUCAGGUUAAGACGGGAACGCGAGGCGAGGAAGAUUGCGGGAGAGGUAGCGUUGGCGAGUAUCGGUGUCAAACCACGCGGUGAAGACUACAGGUACGAAAAGAGUCAGAGACAGCGGUGGAGACCGUUGGGGGCAUUGAGACAGUUUACGAAUAUGCGGGGGAAUGUGGAGUUGGGGGAGGAUGCACUGAGGUUGGCACGGGGGUGGGGGAAGAUGUCUGAACACAACGAUGGUGAGAAGAAGAAAGAUACGGUGGAUCUUACGACGCAGGAAGAGGCUCCGCCGCCUGCGACACAAAGCCAGCUACCAAACUUCAACGUCGUUUCUUCCCAAGUUGCGCCGAGCAGCAGUCAACUCGCCCCCGGGGCUUCCCAACAGCCAGCGAAAAACAAAGCUGUCCGAAAACUACAGGCGAGUCAGGGUUUUAGGUCGCCUGCACGGAAAUUCGCUGCGACUCAGAGUCAGGCUGUGGGACAGAGCAUGCCAGGGUUUGGAUCACCUGCUGUUGGUAGGAGUAUGCCUGGUUUCGGAUCACCUGCUGCUGGACGUUCGAUGCCUGGUUUGGGCGCCUCACCAGCUCUCAAUCGCCCAGCACCACCACCCGGGUUCGCCUCCCCCGUAAUUCCACGAACACAAUCACAGAUGGAUUCACCUGCGCGAUCACAGCUCGCAAUGACACAAGUUGAGCCGGGGAGACAUGGAGGGAGAGAGACGAAGAAGAGGAAGGGGAAUAAACCACGUAUGGAGGGUUUCUGA
Saitoella complicata NRRL Y-17804 is the source of this 2922-nucleotide messenger RNA. RefSeq lists its product as uncharacterized. Gene Ontology annotation, cellular component: RNA polymerase I core factor complex. Gene Ontology annotation, molecular function: RNA polymerase I transcription regulatory region sequence-specific DNA binding; RNA polymerase I general transcription initiation factor binding. The transcript is spliced from 2 exons. Gene Ontology annotation, biological process: nucleolar large rRNA transcription by RNA polymerase I. The record is from RefSeq and is a predicted model, not a curated record. Lineage: Eukaryota; Fungi; Ascomycota; Saitoellomycetes; Saitoellales; Saitoellaceae. Bases 1 to 2922 code for a protein of 973 amino acids.